This is a messenger RNA of Labeo rohita (rohu), 2672 nucleotides long. It is a transcript of the gene foxj2, whose product is annotated as forkhead box J2. Gene Ontology annotation, cellular component: nucleus. The coding region runs from base 291 to 1853 and encodes 520 amino acids. Gene Ontology annotation, molecular function: DNA-binding transcription factor activity, RNA polymerase II-specific; RNA polymerase II cis-regulatory region sequence-specific DNA binding. Lineage: Eukaryota; Metazoa; Chordata; Actinopteri; Cypriniformes; Cyprinidae. The transcript has 10 exons. The record is from RefSeq and is a predicted model, not a curated record. Gene Ontology annotation, biological process: regulation of transcription by RNA polymerase II.
UAUGACGUUCAACACUGGCAGAACGGGAGGGAGAAAGAGAAAGAAAGGGAAGAACUUUUUCCGACAGUUUUUUCUUCUUCUCCAAAACAGAACUUUCAUACAAAACGUGUUAACUUAGACGCUUCAGGUAGCGAAUGAAUGCAGCGAUAGAUACAAGACAAGAAGGACGAAGAAUAAACAAGCGUUUGCUGAGAUCCCUCAGAUGUCUCGGUGCAACAGAUGACAGCAUUAAAAAUUAACACAGUGUGAAGCCUGUGGCCUUUUGUCAGAACAGAGACGUCCCCUUCAGCAUGACUUCUGAACUGGACUCCAGUUUGACCAGCAUUGACUGGCUUCCUCAGCUGGGAAUCAGCACCUUGAGAUCAGGGAAAGAAAGAGUGGAGCGAAAAAAAGAACGGGGAAGAGAGAAGGACAUCCCUCCCAUACCUACACCGUCCCCUGGAACUAACUCCAAAGUGAAGCCUCCUCACAGCUACGCCACUCUCAUAGCCAUGGCUAUAAGCUCUGCUCCUGAAAUGAAGCUGAGCUUGAAUGAUAUUUAUACAUGGAUCAGCAAUACAUUUCCUUAUUACAGCAGAGCAGGAAGAGGAUGGAAGAACUCAAUUCGACACAAUUUGUCCCUUAAUAAAUGUUUCCGGAAAGUUCCUCGACCACAGAGUGAUCCUGGGAAGGGGUCAUAUUGGACUAUGGAUGUACCGCCUGACUCAGCUCAACCCAGAGGAGUCAAACGUCCUUAUCCCAAAGAGGAAGAGGAUCCAUCCUCAGUGGCCCAAGUGCCUGUCAGUCAAGCAGAGCCACUCCCACCUCAACCAGACACCAAAAGCAUGUUCUCUCCCCCUCCCUGCAAGACAUUGUUUACACAGCAACGUCCAAGCAUUCCGGUACCUACAUCUCUUCCUUCGAACCUUCAUGCUGAUGCCCCUCUCAGAUUCUCCUUUGCUGAUUUAAACCUGCCAGAUCUGUACAACUCCUUCCAGUCCCUCUGUCGCUCUGUGAGAGAUAGAGUCACCUCACAAUCGGACGUUUCCAGUUUACUUGGACUUACCCAUGACAGUACACCGCUCCACACGCCAACCCUGCCUCCUCUCUCUCCCUGCCCCUGUCCAAACCCCAACAUUAACCAGUACGCCAACCCCAACCCUACUCUCAACCCAAACUUCAAUACCAAUGGCACCUUUAACCCAAAUACACCCAAUAACAACUCUAGCUUUAUGCACAACCUAAACCCAAACCAGAACUCUAACCUCCAUCUAAACUCCAACACUGAGCCCGAGAAGCUGCCAAACAGCAAUGUUGUUCCUGCAGAUUGGUUCAGUAAUGCUGACUCUUUGCGAGAGAGUUUCAGAAUUGCUAGUAGUCUGGACUGGGCUAACAUUGAUCUGACCAGUCACCCGGAUCUGGUAGAGAGCAUGCGUCAGGCCGAGCUCUGUGACUGGGCGUUGGAUUCAACGCUGUUCACCUCGCUCUGCGAUUCACUCAACCGAUUCUUCACUCAGAAGGGUCUCAUUAGCUCAUCUUCUGGUGGGCCCUCUUUUGGACAAAUGGCCCCACCUCCUAUCAAUAUGCCGCCCACUAACUCUCCCAGCCUGGCUAGUUUAACUCAACCCUCUCCACUCAUCUACUCCUCCCAUCUCCAUCCUGGCACCGGUGAACCUCCUCUCCAAAGUCCCAGGAGAACCCUGACCCCUCACACCCAGAACCAGACAGCACAGAGCUCAGCUACAACAAGCCAGCCUCUGACUCCAAACGCACUUCAAACUCAACCACUGACACCAACAGGCCGUCUACCCUUGAAGAAAACCACCAGUGAGGAAAUCCAGGAUGAUUUCGAUUGGGAUUCACUGAUUGAAUAAUUCCAUUAGCAGAUACAUUUAAAUACAAAGUAAACAUGAACCAAUUAUUGAGAAAAGGCACGAGUAUCUGUCAAAAAGGAGGUGAGGCUAACUUGUUUCAUUUAUAUGUGGAACAAAAGCAGCAGCAUCAUAACAAGGAUUAUUCAGCUGUUUGUUUCCUUUUAGUUUAGUUCUGCUAUAUGAUUGAUACAGCACAGUGGUGCUGCUAUAGUCAACUGCAUGUCAGAUUGCUGGAGAACAAUAAUAACCAGCACCAAAUUGUGAGGACAACCAAAAUGUACAAUGCAAGUUUGUUCAUGAACUGCUCCAGACCUCGAAGGUUGGGGUGGAUCAGUCCACGCCAGGCUGCCUUUUACAUCAGCGUAUUAUAAUAUGUAAAUACCGUUAGCACUUCCAAAGCCUUCACCAGUUGACAAUGGCUCAGUUUUUGAAUGCUGAUACAGGCUUUCCUGACACUUUAGAUACUGAAAGAAAUAUUUGAGCAAAGAUUGCACUUUUUCAACAAAUUGCAUGUACACUAACAAUUUGUGGGAGAAUAACUGCCGUUUAACAAUACACUGAGGUAUAUUAUGACAAUACGUAUGGGUGUAUUUUGACUGAAAUCAAUUAUGACAUUUAUUGCUUUAUAUUAUUCAAUUUUGUCACAUAGCAAAUCCCCUUAGGGAGCUAACGCCUGUCUUCAAUUAAAAAAUAAAGAAAGAAAAGAAAACGUCUGAUGUCUAUCGUAAGGGCCUGUGCACCGCUGGUGCGAGGACCCUAUUGGAAUUGCUGUUUCUUCUUCUUCUCCAAAAUGAAUUCCAUUUUUGAGGGCCUAAACAU